AUGCAAGUAAAGGUGGUGCUCCCGAGUGGAGAGGUCAAUGUGCCGGUAGAACCCAACUCCACCCCUGGACACCUCAAAGAAAACCUAAAGUACAGCAUCCGCGCACCUCCAAAGCAGAUCAAGCUUACUUGCGAAGGUCGCGAGCUUGAUGAUAUCAAGCCACUCGCGGGUGAGCCGAACAAUGUCGCAGAUGGCGCUGUGCUGGUCGCAGAGAGACGAGAGGGUGUGGUGGAGGAUGAGUCCUUCUCACCGAAAUCCUCCCCGCCUCCGGCAAUGAUCCGCAAGGAGGAGCCUCCCAAGCCGAAGAAGCCCAAGAAGGAUGUGGUGAGGCCAACUUUGUCCGAGGGAGAUGUCAAGAAAGAGAAGACCCUCUCACCAGGACACCAAGGUUGGGCAGUUAAGUCUGCGUACCUUGAGGCAAAGUCAAAGAAGCGACACAUGGCCUAUCUGAAGAUCGAGAACUGCGAGGAAAAGAAGGCUUACCCAGAACACGAGGACUUCUCAGUUGUGUUGCCUUUGGGAGAUCCGCAGUGCUCGCCGGUGUGGACAGCGGUCGUGCAGCAGUUGGAGAUCGGCGAGAGAGCUAGCUUCACGCUCUCACGGAAGGUUCUGGACUUCAACCCGGAAAGCCUUGCUCCAGAUGACUUCUGCUCGACAUGGGAGGUGGAGCUGAUCCGGGUGGUGGAAGUUGAGGACGUUGCUGAGGACUUCCAGCAGCUGCUAGAAAUCGAGAGCACUGGCGGGAAAGAUCGGGCGGAGGAUUUGGAUGCUGCGGCUGUGCACUGGCGUGUUCGGAGGUGGAUGCCCGAGGGCACAUUUUGCAUCGCCAGCAGUCGGGAACGAAUUGCCAUUAUGCCCGGCUAUGGUUUAGUGCCUAUUGAGGAUCAGAAUGCACCUCCUGUGCAAGUUGCUGUGGGCGAAGGCCAACAGGAGGCAGUGGAGCUCAUCGCGGCCAGGGUUGGCCCGGGCGGCAAGGGGCACCUCUUCCUGAAGAGCCAAGCCUUGAAAGCAAACCGACCAAACGGCUGCGUCAUCAUGGAUGUGGAGCUGGUAGCGCUGGAUCCGUGCCGAGGACCUGGCACACCAGGCUGGAAGGGCUGGCAGAGCCUCAUCCAAGAGCGCGAGACCGGUGACUCCUGGCUGGAUGAAGCCGACGGCCGAAGGAAGCAGCUCGAAACUUUCGGGACUUUGCGAAAGUCCACCGAGGAUUCCAAAGGAGCAGAAGCGCAUGUCGCAGAGCAGGUCCACAAGUAUGCCUACAACGCAGAACGCCGCUACAGGCGUGGCUUGAAGUGGAUAGAGAUGGAUAAGAAGGACGAUCGCAAGUUGCAGCUGGAGCAGGCAACACUUAGGAUGCGGCUGGCAAAGGCCAUGUCGCUGGCUCAUAUGCGAUUCGGCGAGAAUCCAGAGCCUGCGAGCGACGCCGAGAAGGCGGCAUUGAAGGAAGCGCGCGAGCUUCUAGCAGAGGUGCUGACAGUCAGCGAGGCCCUCAACAACGAUUCCGUCAAAUACGAAUGCAUGAAGAUGAACCUGCAGGUAUGCAUCCAGGAUGAGGAUGUGUCAGAAGCCAGGAAGGUACUUUCCCGACUGCAGGAAGAGAAGCCUGACGAUGAGGACCUCAAGAGCGACAAUGCCAGGAUCAAUCGACUUGAGAACGACCUCUCCCUCAAGCAGGGCGCAGGGACGGUAGAGGAGCUGCAGAAGGACUUGCAGCAAGCCGUGACUGCAGGUGACAAGCCUAAAGUCGGCGAGAUCCUGGAGGCACUACUAGGAAUGUUCAAGGAGAGCAAGGUGACCUACGAUGCUGUCAAGACCUGCAAAGUUGGAAAAGACGUGGGCAAUGCAAUGAAGAUGGGAGAUCCUGACAUUGCCGCCCUUGGCCGAAAGGCUGUCGGCGAGAUCCAGGCUCUUGCGCAAAGGGCAGCUUUGGGGAUCUGA
Molecule: messenger RNA, 1938 nt
Organism: Symbiodinium sp. CCMP2456
Lineage: Eukaryota; Dinophyceae; Suessiales; Symbiodiniaceae
Source: the annotation of a GenBank genome assembly